AACUCGACGUUUACUUUGAUGUUUUGGCUAAGGAGGCUGCCAUGAGGAAACAAAUAAUCUAAGCAGAAAAAAGGAGUAAUUCCUCUAUCGCACGAGUGGCUACGAAGGCAGUGUGUAUAUCCAGGAUGCGUGUCGUGGGGUUGGUGUCUGGUGGGAAGGACAGCUGCUAUAACCUCCUGCAGUGUGUUGCAGCUGGACAUCAGAUAGUAGCACUGGCCAAUCUAGCUCCUGGCCAUGGAGAUGAGUUGGACAGUUACAUGUACCAGAGUGUGGGACACAUGGGGGUAGCCAUGUAUGCAGAGGCUGUGGGUGUUCCACUGUACCGCCGCAUUAUACAAGGCUCCUCCAUCACCACCACCAAGACUUACAACCCAACGGAGGGGGAUGAAGUGGAGGAUCUCUACUUACUCUUGAAGGAAGUUCAGGAAAAAUGUUCAAUUGAAGCAGUGAGUGUUGGUGCGGUAUUGUCUGAUUACCAGAGAAUACGUGUAGAAAAUGUUUGUAGUAGACUAGGCCUCGUCUGUUUAGCAUACAUGUGGCGAAGAGACCAGUCGGAAUUAAUACGAGAGAUGGUGGAGUGUGGCAUAGAUGCUAUUAUCAUUAAGGUGGCUGCUAUUGGCCUUGAACCAAGAAAACACCUGGGAAAAUCUAUUAGUCAAAUGAUAACCUAUUUAGAAAAAAUGAAAGACAAAUACAGUUUAAAUGUAUGCGGUGAAGGAGGUGAAUAUGAAACCUUUACUUUGGACUGCCCAAUUUUUAGAAAACGGAUUGUUGUGAAAGAUACAGAGUUAGUGGAGACAUCAGGGGAUGUUGGUUAUCUUAAUUUUACGUCUUUAGAGCUUGUUGAUAAGGAAAUACCAGAAGAUGUGACCCAGAUGGAACUAGUAAGGGCAGCAGGUGUGAGAGAUUCUCAAGAGUUUUUGGGCGACCUGAAGCUACCAGAGGAAGAGCAACAAGCAGAAGAUCAAGCGAAGGAACUGAAUCUGGAAGAGGAUGACUUGUCUUCUACCAGCUAUCAGAAUUUUGAUGCUGGUCACAAUCCAGUAAUGCAAGUACCAGAUAACUUAAGUUACCGAGUUGUCCGUACCACAACUGGCUUUACUUUUGCUGGUAGUUUCGCCGGCAGUACGAUGGACGAUGUUAUUGCCAGCUUAAAAGAAAGUCUUCAAGAUGAGGAGAUGGAAUUGCAUCAUUUGAUCAGUGUGAAGAUGUACGUACAAGAUAUGAAUGAUUAUGUACAACUUAAUUCUCAAUACAUCAAACACUUCUCAGUCAGUCCUCCUGUUAGAGUUUGUGUAGAGGUCCCUCUCUCAACUAAUGUACAAGUACAACUAGAUGUUUCUGGAUGGAAGCAAAGCCAUGUAACAACUGACAAGGAGCCAGAGAAGAUACAUCCUACCUCACGAUCCACAAUGCAUGUUCAGGGCAUCUCACACUGGGCACCUGCUAACAUAGGACCAUAUAGCCAAGCUGUGAAGGUUGGAAGUGUAGUUGUGGUGGCUGGAAUGAUUGGCUUGGUGCCUGGCACUCUUCAAGUUGUAAAUGGUGGUGUUGAAGUGGAAGCACGACUUGCUCUGCGUCAUGUGUCAAGAGUCAUUUCAGCAAUUGCUCCGUCAACUGAUAUAAGAGCUGUAGUGCAGGGAGUGUGCUAUGUAACAAAACUUUCAGAUAUAGGAGUGGCCAGACGCAUGAUGGCUCGACUUAGUGAGUCACAGAUUUCGACCUAUGUUGUGGUGCCUGCUUUGCCAAGAGCUGCUCUGGUUGAGUGGCAGACAUGGGGCUGUGUAGAAAACGAUAAAUUUGAAUAUGAAGAAAAGGGCUAUACAAGAGGAAAUGUAAGUGUACGGUUAAGACGACGCUGGUACCAUGAUAACUCCAUGUGUGCAGUCAAUACCAAUGCUAGUUGUUUAUCUCCGGAGGACUUGAGUUGUGACAUGUUAGAAGAAAUUAUCCAGUAUACGAUUACCAGAGCUGAUGCCAGAAUGCCUAUGGGACUUACCUUUUAUUACCGCUGUGGAAGUAUAUCUCGGACGCUCCUUCAGCAGGCCAUUGUCCAGGCAGUCCCAGAGGGAGUGGCUACACUGUCGCUCGUACCUGUGUUGGCAGUUGAGGAUGCGCACACUUUGCUAACAGUCUCAGCCAUGCGUUACUGAUUUUGGAAUGUGAUAGGCUGCGGAAAUCUAUGGCUCGUAGAAGCCUGGCUACGAUUGGAGUUAUUUAUAGACAUAAUACAGUGUAAAAAUGUGUACAUGUCACCAGUGGUGAUGCUGCUGAUGAAAACAAUUCAUUUUUGAUGAGAUUUUCUGUCAAGUAUUUUUAGAAAUCAUAUGACCUGCAUUUGUAACUGCAUUGUCUGAAGGAUGUGUAACCACAGAGCAGAUUAUAUGUGCCAGAUCCGUUGUUCAUUGGUUGUGGUCAUGAGCCACGGUGACACUACACAUGUGAUCAAAUACCGUGGAAGAUUUGGAAGAUAACCUAAAUAGCGAUCUUUUGUAGUUGUUGACAAGUUUUAUUUAUUAUUUUAAAAUCUAGUCUGGAUUUCCAACAGCUGAUAAGUGCAAUUUAUGAAUAUUUUUCUUACAUUAACCUAUGAUUUGAAUGUUUUUGUGGGGCUCUUGAUAUUUUUACAGUUAAUUGCUCAAUGGUUUCAUAUGAUAAAUUCAGUGAUCCCCAUGGUUUAUCAAGCAAGAUUGCAUUGACUCUGUACAUAGAAUUGUGUGGGUGUUGUCCCAGGUUCUAUUUUGUCAUGGAUAAGUAGCAAGUGAUGCAAACGUUGAGCUCAGUGUACUAAAUUAGUGAUGGGUAUUGUACUUACCAGAUUUUUUUUAUUUUUUUUUUUUGCUAUUAGUGAUACAUGAGAAUGAGGUAGAAGUGAUUUUCAACUUUUAUUUUUUUUCUCUGUCUGCUUUUUCAGAAGGAAAUCUUGCCCUUUGUAUAUUGCUUCAGCCUAGCUACUUUUCAUCAAUUGAAAGAUAGACUAAUAUUCUGAGUUCAGUUUUGUUGAACUUACCUGCUAUGUGUCUGCAGUUGGGAUCAAUAUAAGGCAUGUGGAAUAGGAAAUGCUUUCUUUCUCUCUUCCAUUCUAUCUUUUCUUUUUGUCUCUUUUUUCCUUUUCUUUUUCUUUUGAAAGCUCAGGUCAUCAUGUCUUCAUAAUCAUUCCCAUCAUUACUGAAAUCAUCACUAUAAACAUUCAUGAAAUUUCACUGCCAUUAUUCAUACAAAAUCUGAAAUUCAAUUUUUAUGAAGCUUUUCAUAUGUGCAUUUUUAGUGAAACUGAAUGUAUAAUCUUUGAGAUGCCAAAUUAUAUAAUUAUAUCAAG
This is a messenger RNA of Penaeus vannamei (Pacific white shrimp), 3319 nucleotides long. RefSeq lists its product as uncharacterized. The record is from RefSeq and is a predicted model, not a curated record. Lineage: Eukaryota; Metazoa; Arthropoda; Malacostraca; Decapoda; Penaeidae. Gene Ontology annotation, molecular function: diphthine-ammonia ligase activity. Gene Ontology annotation, biological process: protein histidyl modification to diphthamide.